CUUUGAAAGAUAAGACGACUGUGUUCCCCCAAGAUGCGACAUCGUCUAGUAGAAAGAUUACUACUGUUUUUUUCCUUUGAGGAAAGCUGGAAUAACUCCAUGAACGACUAGUCUGACAAGGCAUAACAACUCUGAAGUUUGAGACAGCAUACAAUGCGGAUUCUAACUUAGCUCAGAGGAAAACACCUUUCCUUUACAAGAAAGAGGCAAGAAACACCAGCUGACUACUGUUGCAAAUAGCUGCCUUUAAAGAGAAGGCAACAUGGCAACUUCAGAUGCUGAUAACUUUUAUUACAACUUCUCCAUCAUUGAUCCCAAUGAAAACAGAAGUGAGACUUUUCACACAUUUAUAAAAGUCUUCCUGCCCUGUAUAUACUCGGUUGUUUUCAUCCUUGGGCUAGCAGGAAACGCGCUGGUCUUUGUCAUACUAGUUUUCUAUGAGAAACUGAAGACACUGACAGAUAUAUUUUUGGUGAACUUGGCAAUAGCUGAUUGGGUCUUCCUUUGGACGCUGCCGUUCUGGGCGUAUUCUGCUGGUCAGGAGUGGAUUUUUGGCACUGUGGCAUGUCGUACUAUACGGGGCUUGUAUGUUCUGAACUUGUACACUUCAAUGCUAACUCUAACAUCCAUUACUUUUGACCGGCUUAUUGCUAUUACUUUUGCCACCAAAGCACAUAUGUGUCAAACCAAACGAAUGACAUGGGGCAAAUUAAUCUGUGUCUUGAUCUGGGUGAUCUCACUAGCAUUUGCCGCACCGCAGUUUAUUUUUAGUAAGGUGUUUAGUAUUGAUAAGUCAGUAUGUCAGGAAGAAUACCCAAACCAUGGCACAGAACUAGCUCUUGAAGUGAUCCAAGUGACCCUUGGCUAUUUUAUUCCCAUGCUAGCCAUGAUCAUCUGUUACUCACUAAUUAUUAGAACCUUACUGCAUGCCAGGAGUUUUCAAAAGAACAAAUCUCUAAAAAAAAUAUUUUCUGUAGUUGCAAUAUUUAUUCUUACUCAGUCACCCUAUACUUUCUUGAGACUGAUAAAGAUCAUAGACUGGAGAUUUAAUUUGAACAGCAGCUUUGAAUAUGCAAUCAUCAUAACAGAAGCUCUUGCUUAUUUCCAUGGCUGUCUUAACCCUGUUCUGUAUUUCUUCAUGGGGGUAAAAUUCAGGAGGAACUUACAGAAAAUUAUUAAAAACUCAAGAUGCAUCAAACGGCAAGUUAAGGCUAAACAGUGGCAAACCACUGAAGAAGAAGGCUCUAAGACUUUUACUGCCUCAAAUAAUGCAGAUGCAACAAGCAUGUACCCACUAUAAAAC
Chroicocephalus ridibundus (black-headed gull) is the source of this 1303-nucleotide messenger RNA. It is a transcript of the gene CXCR6, whose product is annotated as C-X-C motif chemokine receptor 6. Gene Ontology annotation, biological process: positive regulation of cytosolic calcium ion concentration; calcium-mediated signaling; immune response. Gene Ontology annotation, cellular component: membrane; external side of plasma membrane. Lineage: Eukaryota; Metazoa; Chordata; Aves; Charadriiformes; Laridae. The transcript has 4 exons. Gene Ontology annotation, molecular function: C-C chemokine binding; coreceptor activity; C-X-C chemokine receptor activity. The record is from RefSeq and is a predicted model, not a curated record. The coding region runs from base 263 to 1300 and encodes 345 amino acids.